UACAUUUUCAAAUUCCGUAAAAAAUAAAAAAAAAAUCUCUCUCCGCCUCCGAAUCUCUCCCCAAUGGCGGCGACGCUUACUAGAGACCAGUACGUUUACAUGGCGAAGCUCGCCGAGCAGGCGGAGCGGUACGAGGAGAUGGUUCAGUACAUGGAGCAGCUUGUCGCCGGCGCGACUCCUACCGGCGAGCUGACGGUGGAGGAGCGGAACCUACUCUCCGUCGCCUACAAGAACGUGAUCGGAUCUCUACGCGCGGCUUGGCGAAUUGUGUCAUCGAUCGAGCAGAAGGAAGAGAGCCGUAAGAACGACGAGCACGUUUCGCUCGUCAAGGAUUACAGAUCUAAGGUCGAGGCUGAGCUCUCCUCCGUCUGCUCCGGCAUCCUCAGGCUUCUGGAUUCCCAUCUGAUUCCCUCCGCCGCCGCAAGCGAGUCGAAGGUGUUUUACCUGAAGAUGAAAGGGGAUUACCAUCGCUACAUGGCGGAGUUUAAGGUCGGGGAUGAGAGGAAAACAGCUGCGGAAGAUACGAUGCUCGCGUACAAAGCAGCUCAGGACAUUGCGCUUGCUGAUAUGGCACCUACACACCCAAUAAGGCUGGGUCUGGCCCUCAACUUCUCUGUCUUCUACUAUGAGAUUCUGAAUUCUUCUGAGAAAGCAUGUAGCAUGGCCAAACAGGCUUUCGAAGAAGCGAUCGCUGAGUUAGACACACUAGGAGAAGAGUCCUACAAAGACAGCACUCUCAUCAUGCAACUGCUGAGGGACAAUCUAACCCUUUGGACCUCCGAUAUGCAGGAGCAGAUGGAUGAGGCCUAAGCAGCUACGGGAGAGAGAGGGUUUUGUUCAUUCAUGUUGCCUCGCCUCCACAUGGGACAUGAGAGCUCAAAGCCCUAGAGAAAGGAGAAACCUUCUGCUACAAACGUGUUUAUGAUUUAUGUCGCAUUUGCGCAGUUUGGUCUUUUGGUGACAUGUCUCUCUGUGUUAAACUGAAAACCAUACUCUCUUUAAUUAUUCUCUCUGGUUCGCUCGCUCUCUGUUAUAUGGCUCAGCAAAAUGAUGCUGGCGUGGGAGAGAACAUGCUGGCGUGGCUUAUGAUACUGCCGAAUUAUGAUC
Molecule: messenger RNA, 1107 nt
Organism: Tarenaya hassleriana
Lineage: Eukaryota; Viridiplantae; Streptophyta; Magnoliopsida; Brassicales; Cleomaceae
Product: 14-3-3-like protein GF14 kappa
Exons: 4
Coding region: 64-810 (248 amino acids)
Biological process (GO): signal transduction
Cellular component (GO): cytoplasm
Source: RefSeq, a predicted model, not a curated record